Molecule: messenger RNA, 1359 nt
Organism: Phaeodactylum tricornutum CCAP 1055/1
Lineage: Eukaryota; Bacillariophyta; Bacillariophyceae; Surirellales; Neidiaceae
Exons: 3
Coding region: 1-1359 (452 amino acids)
Source: RefSeq, a predicted model, not a curated record
AUGACGCUUACUGUUUGUGUAGGAAGCAGUGGGUCAGGAAACAUGAGACCAUAUAUCGUUGUAAGCAAAAUUCCCAAUUUUGAUCCAACGGACCUGCCUUUUUGGGAGAUCUACGAAAAUGAAGGAGUCGCUGACCAUAUCAAAGCAGGGGGGACGCUGGCCGGAAAAUUCACUCAAGGGCUUUCUGGAGGGCAACGAAAGCUCCUCUUGUUCGAGCUCGUUUGCCAGCGAACUAGAAAUCAAAAGGAUUUGCUCAUUGCGCUAGACGAGCCCUUCUCGGGUGUUACAGACGAUUUUGUUCCUUUUAUCAAAGAUCGACUUCAUGAUCUAAAGAAGAAACACAAUAUUGUUUUAGUCACCAAUGAUCAUGUGGAAACUUUGACUGAUAUGGCAAACAACACAAUAACAGUUUCGGCAGUUGAUCGCUCAAUUGUGCGAAUUAACGAACGUGAGGUGAACAGAGAAAAAGCUAUACUUGCGUUAGCGCUCGGUGAGCGCUACACUUACGCAUCGUCCGGGCCCGACUUUAAAUUCUUUUUCGACGUGGAAGUAUUGAGCGGAAGUCUUUUGCAAAUUUUAUAUUUUGCCAUUGUCACCUUUUCUUUGUAUCUCGCAACCUUUUGGGACUCGAAUGAGGAAAACGCCCCUUUAGUUCUGAUUGCUGGAAGCAUCAUAGCAUUUUUCAACAUAAACCCUUAUCUACUCUCUUUGGUCGAAUGGAGAAACUCGAUGCUCGAAGAGUCUGAAGCCUUGGUGCAUUCAUCCGCAAAUAUGAACCGGGUAUUAAAGGUCAUCCUCACAAUGUCUGUCAUAUUUGUUCUGUCAGUGGUGGAAUUCGGAGUGGUAAACGCAGUCAUCGAUGGUUUGUUUCUAGAAUUCAGGUAUUGGUUGGCGAUGCUGUGCGACAGCGCCUCAUUGACGCUUCCCCUAACAGUGCAAAUAGUGGGCAGUAGUCCAUUUUUGUUGAUGGUCUUUGCCUCGACAACGUUCAGUCCCGGGGCAGGCGUUCCUGUUUUGAAGGAGCUGAGAUAUCUCUUCCCGCGAUUCUAUUGGUGGUGUAUUGUUCCCGAAGUCCAGAAUCUCAUGGAAGGAUGCCCCCCUGAUAACGUAAUUCCGUUGUACUUGGUUCUUAGCGCCUUUGUUGGUGUCUUUAUUCUUUGCUUUAUUUUGGGAAUAGGCAGGGUAAAGACAGGCUUUCACCGCAACAAGCGAGAGAACAAGAGGGAGGAAAUGCUUGAUGAUGAAUUUGAAGAGCUUCAAAGCAAUAUGUAUGGAGAAAAAGCUCUUCGUCGCCUCAGAGGGAACGGGUCGAGCUCAGCAGACGAGACACAAAAUAAUGAAAACGAUGAGAACUUGUAG